Molecule: messenger RNA, 1305 nt
Organism: Ascochyta rabiei
Lineage: Eukaryota; Fungi; Ascomycota; Dothideomycetes; Pleosporales; Didymellaceae
Product: Ethanolaminephosphotransferase
Exons: 6
Coding region: 1-1305 (434 amino acids)
Biological process (GO): phospholipid biosynthetic process
Cellular component (GO): membrane
Molecular function (GO): phosphotransferase activity, for other substituted phosphate groups
Source: RefSeq, a predicted model, not a curated record
AUGUCGCUCCCUCCCCCCGUCACCAGCCCCAAGAUGCCGCCGAGCAAAGACACUGCAAAGCACGAGUGCGUGUCCGAGGAUGCGCUGCAGCACCUCAGGACGUACAAAUACUCGAGCGUCGACAAAUCCUUCAUCUCCCGCUACAUCCUCAAGCAUUACUGGAAUGGCUUUGUGGAACUGCUCCCCAUGUGGAUCGCCCCCAACCUGGUCACGUUGCUCGGCUUCUUCUUCAUCCUGGGCAAUGUCGCGCUGCUUGAACUCUACGUGCCGGAUCUGGUCGGACCGGCACCAUCGUGGGUAUACUACAGCUUCGCCUUCGGCAUGUGGAUGUAUUCCACCAUGGACAACGUCGACGGCAAGCAAGCACGCCGCACUGGUACCUCGAGUCCGCUGGGAGAGCUCUUCGAUCACGGAAUUGACUCCCUAAAUUGCACCCUUGCAAGUCUUCUAGAGACCGCAGCUGUUGGAUACGGCUCAACCAAGAUUGGCGCCUUCACUGCUCUUGUGCCGGUGCUGCCCAUGUUCCUCUCUACCUGGGAGACGUACCACACACAUACACUGUAUCUUGGAUAUUUCAACGGUCCAACAGAGGGUUUGAUCCUUGCGUGCACCUUCAUCUGCAUGUCUGGCUAUUUCGGUCCUGAGAUCUGGUCGACUCCGCUGGCCCACUACUUCCCAUCCUACAAGGCAGAGAUUGGCAACGUCACACUGAAAGAGCUGUGGAUACCCAUCAUCCUGUUCGCUUUCUUCGUUGCCCACGUGCCAGCAUGUCUGGUGAACGUGGCAAAGGCACGUCGCUCGAGGAACCAGCCCUUCCUCCCAACCCUCUACGAGUGGACACCGCUGGUCAUCUUCACUGUAUGUACCAUGGCAUGGCUCGGAUCGCCAUACUCUCAUCUGCUUGAGGAUAACCACCUCGUCCUGUACUGCCUGACCAUGUCUCUGGUUUUUGGCCGCAUGACGACCAAGAUCAUCCUGGCCCACCUCACCCACCAGCCGUUCCCAUACUGGACCAUCAUGCUCGCACCUAUGAUCGGAGGUGCUCUCUUAGUGAACCACCCAUACUUCACCAUUUCUGGUACCACCUUUGGACCAUUGUCUGCAAACACCGAGUUAUGGUACCUUCGCGCGUACUUUGUCUUUGCAGCUGUUGUGUAUGGUCGAUGGGCUCACCUCGUCAUCACAAGCAUAUGCGAUUACCUUGGCAUCAACUGCUUGACCAUCCCCAAGCAGACAAGAGAGAAGAACAGCAAAACCAACGGCACUGCCAACAGCACCUAUCCCGAGAAGGGCCGCACAGACUGA